ACGAAAUUAUGAGCUCUAAAGCAAUUUGUAAUCGAAUGCUCUUUCAAUUAAUGAAACAGCCUAAUGAUUCUUGGAAUAAUUUUAAGAAUCGAUAUGAUGUAACACCAGAAUAUGUAUUGCGUAGAAUUGCCAAACAUCGCACUCAAGAAAUUAAGGAUCUGAAUGUAAUAAUUAUUCUGGAUGGUUUACAAUUCACAACAAAAGAGAAUUUAUCUACCAUUACAUCAUUACAACCCCCAAAAAUUAAUAACAUCCCAGUUUUUAAUGAUAGUUCAAUAAUGAAUAUGUUUAUAGAUGACAUGGUAGGUCAUGGACGGUCUUUAGAGGCUUUGGGAGAAGCAGUUGUAGAUAAAGAUAUGACAAA
Funneliformis mosseae is the source of this 364-nucleotide messenger RNA. NCBI's taxonomy places the organism in Eukaryota, Fungi, Glomeromycota, Glomeromycetes, Glomerales, Glomeraceae. The record is from the annotation of a GenBank genome assembly.